CUUCCUCCUCCCCAUCCAGAGAGACUUCCCGCUGUGCCGCUUCCUAUAACGCCUCGAUAGGGAGUUGCAAUAAACAGGCACACGCACAAUCAAGCCGGGCCUCUGCCUGCUGGAUAACUGGAGGAGCGCGGUGAUUUUGCACACGCUGCUGAUGGGAACCUCGGCGAGUCAUUGUCCUCCGCUAAACGGGACAUAGUAAUAAUAGCAACAACAGACGACUGCGAGCGGGAUUGGGAAACAAGAUGAAGUUGGUGGUCCGCCUCCUCCUGCUUCUCCUGGCGGUGUGUCCUGUGUGCGGCGGUGCCGCUUCCUCUCCCAGUAAGUUUGUCUUUGCGGAGAGGGAGGACGCUCUGCUUAAGAAACUUUUCACGGGAUAUCAGCGCUGGGUCAGGCCCAUCCAGCGAGCCAACGACACCGUCAGAGUUCGCUUUGGACUCAAGAUCUCUCAGCUGGUUGAUGUGGAUGAGAAAAACCAGCUUAUGACAACAAACGUUUGGUUGACUCAGGAGUGGAUUGAUUACAAGCUGCGAUGGAGUCCAGAUGAAUAUGGAGGAAUCACCUCCAUCCGAGUUCCCUCAGAAAAUAUCUGGCUCCCAGACAUCGUCCUAUAUGAGAACGCUGAUGGACGCUUCGAGGGCUCCCUGAUGACCAAAGCCAUCGUAAAGCACAACGGUGCCAUCACCUGGACACCACCCGCCAGUUACAAGUCUGCCUGCACCAUGGACGUCACCUUCUUCCCCUUUGACCGGCAGAACUGCUCCAUGAAGUUUGGGUCGUGGACCUACGAUGGCAACAUGGUGGACCUGGUCCUGAUGGACAACCACGUUGAUCGGAAAGACUUCUUUGACAAUGGAGAGUGGGAGAUUCUCAGUGCUACUGGAGCCAAAGGAAACAGGAAGGAUGGCUUGUACUCCUACCCGUUCAUCACCUACUCCUUCAUCCUGAAGAGAUUGCCACUCUUCUACACGCUCUUUCUCAUCAUUCCCUGUUUGGGUUUGUCCUUUCUUACUGUCCUUGUGUUUUACCUUCCCUCUGAUGAAGGAGAGAAGCUGUCACUCUCCACCUCUGUCCUAGUGUCCCUCACUGUGUUUCUUUUGGUCAUAGAGGAGAUCAUCCCCUCCUCCUCCAAAGUAAUCCCUCUCAUCGGAGAAUAUUUGCUCUUCAUCAUGAUCUUCGUCACCCUUUCGAUUAUCGUCACCGUCUUCGUCAUCAAUGUGCACCACCGCUCCUCGGCCACCUAUCACCCAAUGUCGCCAUGGGUUCGCAGUCUCUUCCUGCAGAAAUUGCCCAGACUGCUUUGCAUGCGAGGACACACGGACCGGUACCACUACCCGGAACUGGCUCCGGAAAGUCCUGAACUGAAGCCUCGCUCUGGAAGUCGGAGGGGAGGUUGGAAGACGAGCAGCGGAGCAUGUGGACAGGCAGCUUCUGAUGGGAAGGAGGAAGAAGCUUGGGCCACCAUGUUGGAGAAGGCCAUCUACUCGGUGCGGUACAUCAGCAGACACAUCCGUAAAGAGCACUUCAUCCGCGAGGUGGUUCAAGACUGGAAGUUUGUUGCCCAGGUGUUAGACCGGAUCUUCCUCUGGGCUUUCCUUACUGUCUCUAUUCUGGGCACCAUACUCAUCUUCACUCCAGCCUUGCAGAUGUUCCUGAAAAUCCCUCCUCCAACUGCAACUGAGGAGCCGCCUCUACACCAGUAAACAUCUCCAUCUCUUUCUCUGGCAGCUCAAGGUCUUCACUCCAAAAUUUAUAAGUUACAAGUGAGCAAGAAGAAGACACCAUCAAAGACUAUAAAGUCCUCUGACCACAUUUAUAUAUUGCUAUAUGUAUGUUUCAAGCACAAAAUAACAUUUCACAAACCGAUGAUGGAGCAUUUUAAUGGUCACACAUGCUCACUCUUUAUGACUGAAUGAAUGCUGAUGUUUAAUAAACUGGAACCUAGAGAGCAAAACAGAAAAAAAGAUAUGCAUAUAGUGUAAAAGCUGGAUUUAUGCAUCACUUGCUCAAAUAAUUUCUGUUUGGAUGUUUGUUUUUCUAUGUUUACAACCUGCAUAACAUCUCUUUAUCAAGUUGAAAACAGCCAAUUAAGACUCCCAGAAAAUCAGAUUCUUAAAUCCUUGGCACUGAAUGCCAAUUAACACCAAAACAUGUCUUCUUGCUUAUCCUAGUUUCUAGCAGCAUAAUUAAACUACCGUACAUGUUCACUACC
Messenger RNA from Poecilia latipinna (sailfin molly), 2209 nucleotides. Its product is annotated as neuronal acetylcholine receptor subunit non-alpha-2-like. The record is from RefSeq and is a predicted model, not a curated record. Gene Ontology annotation, molecular function: transmembrane signaling receptor activity; acetylcholine-gated monoatomic cation-selective channel activity. Gene Ontology annotation, biological process: monoatomic ion transmembrane transport. Gene Ontology annotation, cellular component: postsynaptic membrane. The transcript has 6 exons. The coding region runs from base 243 to 1700 and encodes 485 amino acids. NCBI's taxonomy places the organism in Eukaryota, Metazoa, Chordata, Actinopteri, Cyprinodontiformes, Poeciliidae.